Alosa sapidissima (American shad) is the source of this 3488-nucleotide messenger RNA. RefSeq names its product cytochrome P450 26B1 (gene cyp26b1). The coding region runs from base 755 to 2290 and encodes 511 amino acids. The record is from RefSeq and is a predicted model, not a curated record. NCBI's taxonomy places the organism in Eukaryota, Metazoa, Chordata, Actinopteri, Clupeiformes, Clupeidae. Gene Ontology annotation, molecular function: heme binding; oxidoreductase activity, acting on paired donors, with incorporation or reduction of molecular oxygen; monooxygenase activity. Gene Ontology annotation, biological process: sterol metabolic process. The transcript is spliced from 6 exons.
CUUGCCGCCUCCUCUAUAUAAACACACAUUGAAGGCUCGCUCAGCGACUCGAACUCACAUGAAACUGUAGGCUAUGUGAAAGAGAGAGGGAGAGUGAGAGAGAGCACGGACUAGAAAAGAGGUAGAGAGACGAAUUACAGCCAUCUGAAGAUUUUUGCGCCCUAGUCUGCAGCAUCCGAGCUGCACAGGAGUUUUAUUUCAAAUACCCACCAUUCGCCUGCCUUGUGACCAGAAAUUGAUUUUACUGAAUUAAGGUUGUUAGAGUUUAAGAAGGUUUUCUUUUGGGUGAGAGGUAUUUGGACUUUUUCCCUUUUUGAGACUAAACUAUUUUCCCUCUAAGAAUGCUGCUACAACUCUGAGCAGAUUUCCCACGUGGUUGCUUUGGUUUGACAUUAAUGUGUCAGACUUUUUCAAAAUUACGAACGGAUUAUUGAAAUUGACAAACAUGGUAUUUGAAAUGCUUUAUCAAUAUUCACCCCAGACGAUUUUUUCCCUGCACUCAAUUCACUAAACAUUUCAGUUACCUUUAUUAGUGGAUUCUGCGCUAAACUUGCUUAGGAUCACUGGCAGCGCAAAAAAAGUUUAUUGUAGACUACCUUUAAGUACAUCAAACCUUUCUUGUGGUUGCAUCCGCGUUCAAAUUCAAAACUGAGCCCAAUAUUGCUGAAUUCAUACAACUUACCAGACAGUCACUGAGGUUAGUCCGUUCCCUAAGAAGAUAACUUUGAUCAGUAUCCCUCCGUGUUUCGGCAUCAUGCUCUUCGAAAGUUUUGACCUACUCUCGGCGCUGGCGACCCUGGCUGCGUGUUUGGUGUCCAUGGCGCUUCUACUGGCGGUGUCCCAGCAGCUGUGGCAGCUACGAUGGACCGCCACCCGAGACAAGAACUGCAAGCUGCCCAUGCCCAAGGGUUCCAUGGGAUUUCCCAUCAUCGGAGAGACCUGCCACUGGCUUUUCCAGGGUGCUGGGUUCCAUGCCUCCAGGCGGCAGAAGUACGGUAACGUGUUCAAGACCCAUCUGCUGGGCCGGCCGCUGAUCCGUGUGACGGGGGCGGACAACGUGCGCAAGGUGCUGAUGGGGGAGCACAGUCUGGUCAGUGUGGACUGGCCCCAGAGCACCAGUACCCUGCUGGGGCCCAACAGCCUGGCCAACUCCAUCGGGGACAUCCACCGCAAGAGAAGAAAGGUGUUUGCCAAGGUAUUCAGCCACGAAGCCCUGGAAAGUUACCUGCCCAAGAUCCAGCAGGUCAUCCAAGAGACCUUGCGGGUGUGGAGCUCCAACCCCGAACCCAUCAACGUGUACCGCGAGUCCCAGCGGCUCUCCUUCCACAUGGCCGUGCGGGUGCUUCUGGGCUUCCGCAUCUCAGACGAGGAGAUGUGCCACUUCUUCAACACGUUCCAGGAGUUUGUGGACAACCUGUUCAGCCUGCCCAUUGACCUGCCUUUCAGCGGAUACCGGAAGGGUAUCCGUGCCCGCGACAAGCUGCAGAAGAUGAUCGAGAAGGCCAUCCGGGAGAAACCUCUGUGCACGCAAGGGAAAGACUACGCCGACGCUCUGGACGUCCUGAUGGAGAGCGCCAAGGAGAAUGGAGCUGAGCUCACCAUGCAGGAGCUAAAGGAGUCCACGGUGGAGCUGAUCUUCGCCUCGUUCGCCACCACGGCCAGCGCCAGCACGUCGCUCAUCAUGCAGCUGCUGCGGCACCCGGCCGUGCUGGAGAAGCUGCGGGAGGAGCUGCGCGUCCGCGGCAUCCUGCACAACGGCUGCCUGUGCGAGGGCGAGCUGCGACUGGACACCAUCUGCAGCCUCAAGUACCUCGACUGCGUCAUCAAGGAGGUGCUGCGCCUCUUCACGCCAGUCUCCGGCGGCUACCGCGUGGCCAUGCAGACCUUCGAGCUGGACGGUGUCCAGAUCCCUAAAGGCUGGAGCGUGAUGUACAGCAUCCGUGACACCCACGACACCUCGGCCGUCUUCAAGGAGGUCAACGCCUUCGACCCUGACCGCUUCAGCGAGGAACGCGGCGAGGACAAGGAGGGCCGCUUCCACUACCUGCCCUUCGGUGGUGGCGUACGCUCCUGCCUGGGCAAGCAGCUGGCCACCCUCUUCCUGCGCAUCCUGGCCAUCGAGCUGGCCAGCACCAGCCGCUUCGAGCUGGCCACGCGGACGUUCCCCCGCAUGGUCUCCGUGCCCGUCGUGCACCCCACCGACGGACUCAAGGUCAAGUUCUUCGGCCUGGACUCCAACCAGAACGAGAUCAUGGCCAAGUCGGACGAGCUUCUGGGCGCCACUGUCUGAGGGGAGGAAGAGACAGGAAGUCAAGUGGGUGGGGAUUAAAAAGGUGGAGGCGCUAUAAAAUACACGUACUGAAGAGGAUGUGGGGGCAGAGCAAAAGAUUUCCACUCUUGCCGUGGAGCUUGUUAUUUUGCAGUUUUCUUACUCCUCCGAACUGACAGACCUUGUGAAAAGAGUGAAACAUUCUCUUUUAGCUUUGUCAGUGUCCUUUUCAGACUUCAGCCUGCCAAAAAUGUAUAGUCCUUGUUGUUUUUCAUACAAACACUUAACGACUUAAAAUCUCAAAAAGGACAAAUAUGUUUAACAGAGGAAAAGAAAUGUAACGUUAACUUUGGAGAGAAACUCAUGUUCAAAUAAGUUAUGCACAAAUAAGUGUCUGUCUGUGUGAUGAGGGAUUUGGAGAUGAAAUGACAGUGAAUGGAAGAAUUGGAUGAGCUUAAUCCAGGAAAGUUGAUAAAACAGGGUAAAGAGUGGCUCACUUUUAAUGGUAGGACAUGAUUAGCCAAUGUUAAAGCUAUAGCUAUGCUGCGGGAAAGUGCCAGGUUUUUGAUGUCUCUGGAGGUGAAGGUGCGGCCUCACAUGUAAGACUGUGGAGAGCUUGCCUCAGCAGUAAAAGAGGGGAGACUCAAAUUCACUUACUAAAAUGUAGACGUAGUUUAGAGGGUUAUGAAUCAGAGAGAGGGCUAGACGUGCAUGCUCGGGAUUUUACUUUUCAGGGUUUGUCUUUAGUUGCAUAUUGGAUGUGUCAAACUCUAUGUGUGUGUGUGUGUGUGUGAUCUCAUAUGUCUAUGUGUGCGUGUGUGUGUGCGUGUGUGUGUGUGUGUGAUCUCAUAUGUCUAUGUGUGUGUGAGAGAGAGUGUGUGUAUACAGUAUGUGGUACCCUUUUUAUCGGGGGAGGGGAUGCUGUUCUAGCAGAGGCGUUAGGGAAUGUAAGGGCUGCAUUGUAAGCUAGUAGUAUGAAUGAAUGAAGUGUAUGCAAACUCAGGUGUGUUUGGAGUCCAGAAUGCCUUUUAGACUAUUACUUGUCUCACUUUGUAUCUGUCCUGCACAUAAGACUAGUUAUAUUCUUUAGCUUCUACUUUGGGAGAAAACCCCUCAACCUGUGCUUUAUUGCAGUGACGUGAUUGAGGGUGUCUCUGUAAGACAAAACAAUUCUUUAUGAGCAAACCCCUCAACCUGUGCUUUAUUGCAGUGACGUGAU